AUAAUUGCUACAGAAGGUGUUCGAACAGUUUUUCCAGACAAUAUUUCCAAUUUGCAGUUGACAUGGAUCCAAAGUUUGAAAAACGAAUAGACUUUUCACAAAUUGCAUUGCAUUCACCUCCUCAUAAAAAUGUUAGUUGUGACUACAGUGACAGGUUCAUCCCAGUCCGCAAAUCUCAUUCACUCUGGCACAUACACGAUGCUAAAGUUUUUGUAAAUUCCGCAGUUGAUUCUGUCAAUAAUCAAAGGGAUGACAGAACGACCUACUCAAAACUGCUAAAGAGUGAAUUGUUAGGAGCCUCCUUUGAUAACAGACAGAAAUAUCAUGCAUAUGCCACAAUGAUGUCAGCAUCUGCAUCGUGCAGCUCACUCUGUAGUGAAUCUAAAAAUUUGUUUCAGUAUCGAGUCAAUACAGCAUCAGCUGCCGAUUCGUCGCCAUACUCUUUGUCACCAGUCACUCAAAAAAGUCAAAGAUUACUGCAUUCUCCUCGCAAGCAAUCUCGCAAGGUACCUCGUCACCCGUACAAAAUUCUCGAUGCACCCGACUUGCAAGAUGACUUUUAUUUGAAUCUUCUUGACUGGUCGGCUCAGAACAUGAUCGCUGUCGGACUUGAGUCCAAAGUUUACAUCUGGAAUGCUGCAUCUUGUGAGGUGUUCAUGUGUUCUGAUGUAUCAUCUGUCAGAGAUGAUAUCGUAACUUCAGUUUCAUUCAAUGAAAAGGGCAAUUUGCUAGCCAUGGGCACAGACAUGGGGCACGUUCAUUUAUGGGACGUUCAGUCAAACAAAAACUUGUCAAGUAUCUCAAUGCAUGGCGAAAGAAUCGGAUCACUGGCGUGGAACAAGGACAUGCUGGCUUCAGGCAGCAAGGAUGGCAGCAUCGCUAUCAUGGACACGAAAACCUCAAGUCUCCAGAAGAAACUUCUUGGUCAUAAACAAGAGGUUUGUGGGUUGAAGUGGUCAACGGCCAGCAGCAACCAAUUAGCAUCAGGAAGCAACGACAACAAAGUGAUGAUCUGGGCUCCGUUAUCAAGCUCCCAUCAACCGACCGCAAUGUACGACAAGCACACAGCUGCCGUGAAAGCUCUUGCCUGGUCCCCCCACCAACAUGGUUUGCUGGCCACUGGAGGGGGAACAGCUGAUCGGAGAAUCAGGUUCUGGAACACGUUGCAAGCAGGCAAGGAGGAACUGCAAUGUUACGAUACUGGCUCGCAGAUAUGUGCAAUGGCCUGGUCCAAGCUCACCAAUGAGUUGGUGAGCACACAUGGAUAUGCCCAGAAUGAGGUUCUAUUGUGGAAGUACCCUAGCAUGAAACAAGUGGCUCGUCUUACAGGACAUACAACCAGAGUUUUGUACUUGGCUUUGUCACCAGAUGGCGAGUGCAUCGUAACAGGAGCUGGAGAUGAAACGCUGAGGUUCUGGAGUGUCUUUCCAAAAUAUAAGACUGAUAAGAUACACGAAUCUCCUUUGAACAUGUUUUCAUGCGUCCGAUGAGUGAACAGUUUUACAUCUUCAUUUUAACUUUCAUCAGGACUCUUGUGUGCGUGCGUGCGUGUGUGUGCGCGUGUAAUAUGUAUAUUGUUUCCAUUCACUAUGCCACCCAAAUGUUUUUCCAUAACAAUAUAUCACAUCGGCUCCGAUCGUUUCAUAAAGUUUUUAUUUUCACCAUUAUUUAACUUUUCAAUUCCAUUUAAAUAUUUCAAGUGUAAGCAUUUAAAAGAUAUAGUAUUAUUUUCGAACAUUUCUGGCCCAGGCACUCCCUCGUUUAGACUUCAUUCGAGCUGAGCCCGUGAGGUGCAUA
Messenger RNA from Helobdella robusta, 1797 nucleotides. RefSeq lists its product as hypothetical. Gene Ontology annotation, cellular component: anaphase-promoting complex. The coding region runs from base 63 to 1490 and encodes 475 amino acids. NCBI's taxonomy places the organism in Eukaryota, Metazoa, Annelida, Clitellata, Rhynchobdellida, Glossiphoniidae. Gene Ontology annotation, molecular function: ubiquitin ligase activator activity; protein binding; anaphase-promoting complex binding. Gene Ontology annotation, biological process: anaphase-promoting complex-dependent catabolic process; positive regulation of anaphase-promoting complex-dependent catabolic process; positive regulation of ubiquitin protein ligase activity. The transcript is spliced from 12 exons. The record is from RefSeq and is a predicted model, not a curated record.